UUUUUCCCUAAGUUUUUCUCAAUGCUCGCUCAUCAUCCUUCCAGCUGGACUACGGCAGCUUAUUCCACCACUGUUGCUGCUGCUGCUGGUCCAGCGGGGUUCUCGACGCCGAGCGCAUCGCCUGCAUCAUCGUCACCGUACACUGCGUCGCUUGGCUCGUAUGCGUCGCCCGAGGCCUAUCACCAGCAGCAGCAGUAUCAGUAUCAGCAGAAGCCACUGCUGCGUCGAGUUGAAUCGCCACCGCCGCUGCCAUCGCUCUCCGUCUCAACGCCCGAGACACAGCGUACAUCCACUCGAUACUGUUGCAUUGUUGCUGUUUGGUUGUUUUGCUGUGGCUUGAACGAGAGUGGGGAACGACGUUUCAACGCCAGGACCGAAUCGAAGAAAAAAGGCCAAAAAAGAUGAAGCAAAAAAGGCGCCAAAAAUUCAAAUUUCGUUUCUUUGCGCUGAGCUGAGACAAGCGUUUUGACUUUUUGAAACAAAGUGGAGCCCAAAGUGGAAAGUCCACGCUUCUUUGACAAGGAACUCACACCAAUGAGUCGAAUUGCUUGGAACACAGCGGUGAUUGACGCGAUUGCGGCGCUCAAGGAAAAGCUCGAGCUCUUGGAGGCAAGCCGACAGGCGCCUGCGCGUAUCCUGGCAUCACUGGGUCAGCUCAAGCUUGCACCGUGCACACUCGAGUCUGCUCUUGCGCGGCCAGGUUUGUUUGACCGUGGUUACGAGGCCGGCGUGUAUCUCGCGCCUGAAAGUUAUGCUCGCCAGCAGCUGCAACAGCAGCCGCCGCUGGGACGCUCGGAAGCCAUGUACACCCCGACCUUGGUGGAGCGCAACACACGGGCAAACGCCGGAGCGGCUCAGCCCUCAGCAAUGCCUCGAGGGGUGAUUAGUCCGAUUGGAGGGGAUCAGCCAGCUCAGCUGGGCCAGCGGGCGUACCAACACGCGUAUGGAGCAGCCGGUCCCACCCCGCGUACAACGCCGGAUGUGCCACGAAUUCAGCAACAGCAGCCACAACAGCAGCCACAACAGCAGGCACAACAGCAGCAACAGCCACAGCAGCAACACAUUCCUGUUGCCCCACCUGUUCAGAAUCCACAAAACGGAGCUGCCGGCUCUACGAGGCCCAUCGCAAUGCCCGCUCAAGAGCAGGCUGCCACAAAUUAUCCCCAAGUCCUCGAGCAGCUUGCAGAGGAGUCGCGAAAAGUCCAGCGGCUUGAGCGCGAUGUCGCUUUGUUGCAGCAAACUCAAGAGCGUUAUCAGUUGCAGUUUCAGCAAAUGCAGCAGCAGCAACAGCAGCAAUUACAACAACAGCAGCAGCAAUUACAACAACAGCAACAUUCUCCUCCUCAAAACGCACAACAGCAGCAACUACCGACUGCUCCGGGUGCAUCGCUGUCUCACGGUGUGAUUCCACAACCUGCUGAUGAAACUGAUCAGACAUCGGUACUGUCCUCGGACGAGCUUCGGACUGCGCAUGAUAACGUGUUGCGAACUCUGCUGUCCGCACGCAAUCUGGAAAGGGCCGCGGAGGGUCGACUUGCCGCCGGACCCACCCACAAAUCACCGCAGGUUCCGGCAAUGGCAAGCUUUGACACGCCAUUACAUCCCAGCGACCUCGACGGAGUGAUCGCCGCUAUGGAGGCCGAGUGCGGGCAACUUCAAUUCGAGUACAGCGACAUGAGCGAGGUGCUCGAAAAGGAACGGGCGAUUGGCAAGGUGCUUAGCGCGCUGACGAUUUCGCACGAGUUGCAGCGAGUAGGCGCCGCUCUUCACCGAAAGGCCGAAAUGCUAGCACAGCUUCGCCGUGCCCGAAAGAAAGCUCGCAAGGAGAUGAUGGGAGCGGAUGUCUCGUCCAUUUCCUCGUCCUCCUCAUAUUCAUCGUCGUCAUCCUCGGCAUCAAGCGCCUUUUUGUGAGUGCCGUGGUUCCUUUGGAACUCUUGCUCACUUGGGUGACCAAACGACCUUUGCUAUUUUUUUUUCUUUCAAGUUAACAAAACCAAUUCGAAUUGGGGUUUUAGGGUUUGCCGCACCUCUCUUCUGGCUUCUGUUGUGCAGGAUUGAUCCACAACAUCUCUUGUGUUUCCCAUGAUACCAUCUCCAUGAUUAUUAAAACUAUGACUAUUAUGAC
Capsaspora owczarzaki ATCC 30864 is the source of this 2125-nucleotide messenger RNA. RefSeq lists its product as hypothetical. Bases 535 to 1911 code for a protein of 458 amino acids. The record is from RefSeq and is a predicted model, not a curated record. The transcript is spliced from 4 exons. Lineage: Eukaryota; Filasterea; Ministeriida; Capsasporidae.